AUGGCCUUCCCGCAGCUCGACCCCAAGAAUGGGCUCGCCUACGACUCGGAGGCGGUGAAAAAGUUGGGCGAGAGCCUGAAUGAUGCCAAGGAGAAGGAGGAGUACGGGAAGUUUGUGGAGUUCAUGAAGAAGUAGGUGAAUUUUCAGGGCAUUUGUGGGGGAAAUCUUCAAUUUUUGAGGGAUGGCCGGUUUGUCGGGAAAAUAAUGAGCACUCUGGGUAAAAGUUCCUUAUUUUGGCCACAACUUAUAUAAUAACUUUGCGGAAACUGGUCGGAAUUAGCCCAAAUUUAGCGUGCACGCUCAAUUCAUCGUUCUCAAUGCCCGGACGUGGAUUUAGUUAGUGAGGUACCUUCUUUUUUACGUACCAUCUUACCCUUCAAAAACGGCUGCAGCCUGUGAUUUUACACUUUAUACGAUGAAACAUGUCCGGAACUAAACUUUUUGCCUCCGUAUUUAACUAAAUGAGUCGUCACAGCCUUCGUAGGUACCCUUAAAACUAUAGAGCUAUUAUAGUAAUUCAGUACCAGCUAGGUCGAAGCGUUUUUUCCUAACUUUAGUGCCCAAGCUUGGGCGCAGUUCGCGAAGUACCUUUGUUGUGGCCAAAAUAACGAACUUUUUCCCUAAUUUUUUAUGGGAACUCUAGAGAGUACUACUAGUCGUAUACAACUGUUUUUUAUACCGCUGGUACAUUCUAAAUGGGUGUCAUCGUGACGCAUUUUCUGAACACGCAAUUUUUAGCCAAUUUGUUACAAAAAAACUACACUUUUUAUAGCCAUCUGAUCCCGCUCCCUCAAAAAAAUGUAUUUUUUUUUUGAAAUUCCCAAAAAAAUUUCUCUGCCCACGGCCAAAAAAAACUGUUUUUUGCACUUUAUUAUUUUCAAAUUUGCAAAAAUUUUUUUGAAAAAAAUUUUCUUUUGUUUGCAUUUCAAAAAAAAAUUUCAAAAUUUUGAAAAUUUUUUUUCAGAUACGACCGUAAAUAUGUGAACGAAGAGGAGCUGAAGAAGCGAUUUGGCGUGUUCCAGCAGUCGCUGGCAAGAGCGGCGGAACAGCAGAAGAAGGACACGGGAACCGCCGUGUACGGUCCCACAAAAUUCUCGGAUUACACUCUCGAGGAGUUCAAAAAGGUGCGAUUUUUUGAUGAAUUUCCGGAUUUUUCUCUAUUAUUGGGGAUUACAGUAGGAUUUUUGGUGACAAAUAUGUUUGCGAUAUGAUUUUUGAAGGCUUCAAAGUGCAACAUGGGGAUUUUGAACAUUUGUAGGAGAUUGAGCAAAAAUUUUUUGGGUUUAUAAGAGGGAUUGUAUUGAUAGUCGUUUCAUAAAGCGCGUAGAUUUUUCGUAGCAGCGCUUUUUGCAGUGUGCAAUUCAAAAAGCGACAAAAAUUGCACAGUACGACGAAAAAAGCAUUGUCGCCGCAAAAAAGUCUACGUACUUUAUGAAACGACUAGUAGUACGUUUGCAAAGUUGCUGAAGUGAUUUUGGCGACAUGCACUGUGCGAAGGUUAAGUUUGCACUGUGCAAUUCCUGGCUUUUUGCACCGUGCAAUAGACUUUUUUCGACUGUCGCUCGCACCCCGAUCUUUCUUUGCAUAGUGCUAGUCGCUAAGAUCACUCCAGCGACUUUGCAAACAGGCUACUAAUCGUUCCCGAAAGUGUGUAGGCUUUUUUCGCGGCGCACAGUGCUUUUUUUCUCUUUUUGCACUGUGCAAUUGUUGUUGCACGUCGAUUGCGACGAAAAGUCUACGCAUUUUCUGCAACGACAAGUAUCAGUCUGUCGGGAAAAUAAUGAACACUCUGUCGCAUCGAAAGCAGCAUCGCCGCCGAGAAAAUUAAUUGGGUCGUGACAAAAUCAAAUUGCUUUUGACUUCAGCGACGCGUUUGGCGCAGCAACAGAAUUUUUAUUAUUUUCCCGACAGAAUAACUCUGUAAAAAGUGAUUGUUUUUGAUCUAAUCGAUAAACACGGUCUUUUCAGAUGAACGGCGCCCGUCCACCAAAGUAA
Messenger RNA from Bursaphelenchus xylophilus (pine wood nematode), 1995 nucleotides. The record is from the annotation of a GenBank genome assembly. Lineage: Eukaryota; Metazoa; Nematoda; Chromadorea; Rhabditida; Aphelenchoididae.